This is a messenger RNA of Plutella xylostella (diamondback moth), 605 nucleotides long. RefSeq names its product ribosomal protein L21 (gene RpL21). Gene Ontology annotation, cellular component: ribosome. The record is from RefSeq and is marked validated. Gene Ontology annotation, biological process: translation. Gene Ontology annotation, molecular function: structural constituent of ribosome. NCBI's taxonomy places the organism in Eukaryota, Metazoa, Arthropoda, Insecta, Lepidoptera, Plutellidae.
CGACGUGACAGUAUACUCUAUAUCCGUUUCCUUUUUUGACGUAACCAUAAACUAACCUCUUUCUUUAUCCGUCAAGCUUUGUGAGCUAAGGCGUAAAAAUGACGAACUCCAAGGGUUACCGCCGCGGUACUAGGGACCUGUUCGCCCGCAGGUUCCGCACACAUGGAACCAUCUCCCUGUCCACGUACAUGAAAGUGUACAAAGUUGGAGACAUCGUCGACAUCAGGGGCAACGGUGCAGUCCAGAAGGGUAUGCCACACAAAGUGUACCACGGAAAGACUGGUCGCGUUUACAACGUCACAGCCCACGCUCUCGGCGUCAUCGUCAACAAGCGAGUACGCGGCAGGAUUCUACCCAAGAGGAUCAACAUCCGCAUUGAGCACGUCAAGCACUCCAAGUGCCGUCAGGACUUCCUCACCCGUGUCAAGGAGAACGAGAGGCUGCUGAAGGAAGCCAAGGCUGCCGGCAAGGUCGCCAAGCUAAAGAGACAGCCCGCACAGCCCAAGCCCGCGCACAUAGUGAGCGGAGACGAGAAGCCCGUGCUCCUCGCCCCCAUCCCCUAUGAGUUUGUAGCUUAAACUGUGUAAUAAACUAUUUUUAAGACA